This is a messenger RNA of Olea europaea var. sylvestris, 683 nucleotides long. Its product is annotated as oxysterol-binding protein-related protein 2A-like. The record is from RefSeq and is a predicted model, not a curated record. The transcript is spliced from 4 exons. Gene Ontology annotation, molecular function: sterol binding. Gene Ontology annotation, cellular component: membrane; intracellular membrane-bounded organelle; cytosol. Lineage: Eukaryota; Viridiplantae; Streptophyta; Magnoliopsida; Lamiales; Oleaceae. The annotation marks the transcript as partial.
UUGUGGUGUUCUCAGGUCACAACCAGUAUCUACAAUCUAAUCCUAGGUAAUAUAUACUGUGACCACCAUGGAACAAUGCACAUACGAGGUAAUCGCCAGUACUCAUGCAAACUCAAAUUCAAGGAGCAGUCUAUUCUUGAACGCAAUCCUCACCAGGUUCAUGGAUUUGUUGAAGAUGUGACGGGAAAAAAAUUUGCUACAUUAUUUGGAAAAUGGGAUGAAAACAUGUAUUUCAUAAAUGGAGAUGGGAAUGGCAAGGUGAAAGAUAAGUCUGAUGCAUCUUUAUUGUGGAAAAAGAAUGAGCCACCUCCAAAUUUCACUCGCUACAACUUAACUUCUUUUGCAAUUACUCUAAAUGAGUUGACACCAGGACUUAAGGAGAAGCUUCCACCUACAGAUUCAAGAUUAAGACCCGACCAACGACAUUUGGAGAAUGGGGAAUAUGAUAAGGCCAAUGCAGAGAAGCUGCGAUUGGAAAUGCGACAGAGGAUGUCCAGAAAAUUACAAGAAAAUGGUUGGAAGCCCAGAUGGUUUGAAAGAGAAAGUGAAGAAGGAUCCUUCCGUUAUGUGGGUGGAUAUUGGGAAGCCCGAGAGCAGGGAAAAUGGAAUGGAUGCCCUAAUAUUUUUGGUGAAAUUAGUGAAGACCUCGUAAAUUCCUUUGAAUGAUCCUGAAUUCUGAAAAG